AAAUAGCUUUGGUGGGCUUCCGCACUUUGAUCGUGUCUCUCUCUCCGUCUUCCCCGAUCGUGUCUCUAUUUCUCUCUCUUUCUUCUCUGCAUCAAAUCGCAACUCAAAACCCUAAAUUUUGAAAGAAGGGACAACUAGAUGGUCAAGCUUAGUGUUUACUCGAGGAGCGAAAUCAGCAAGCCUUUUCUUUGGGUUCAAAUUCAUUGUUAUUGAGUGUGAAUCACAGGUGUAGGGUCAUGGUGGGAUUUAAAAAUCGGUACAUGGUAAUGGAGGUCUUCUUGGAUCCAAAUAAAGACCUUGGGAUUGAUGAUCCCAUUAUAAUCACCCAAUUUAAUGUAUCAAAAGCAAUCAAAGACAGCAUUCUUGUGAAUUUUGGGGAGUGUGGGUUGGCUUCAUCACUAGGAUCAUUCCAAGUCAAAUAUGUGAAUCCUGUUACAAAGCUGUGCAUCAUCAGAGCCUCAAGGGAUGAAUACCAAAAAGUUUGGUCUGCGAUUACCAUGGUCAAGAGUAUAGGAAAUUGUCCAGUUCUAUUCAACUUAUUGGACCUAAGUGGAAGUAUCAGAGCUUGUAAAAAUGCAGCUUUGAAGUGUGAUGAAUUGAAAUUUGAGCAGUACAAGCUUGUGGCCGGAGCUCGCCUCACAGAUGAUGUUAACCAGCACAUGCAGAAUUGUCUAGAGAAAAUCAAAAUUUUGGAACAUUGAUUUCUCUUUUAAUGGGAAAUAUAGAAGAGCAUGUGAAUGGGCGGAGGGCCUAUUUUAACGCGGUUCAAGCACAUAUUAAGGUGACAUCGUGUCCAAGAUAACUUUUGAAGGUUCAAAGGGGUCCUUUAUGAGUCUUUCUUUUAGUUUUUCUAUUACAAUCCUUGCUAAGCUUGAAAAUGGUUGGAUAGAGUAUGACAUACCUUAUAUUUGAUUGUUUGGAGGUUGUUUUGCCUUUUGAAUCACAUAACCCUUAAUGUUUGAAAAGAUAGUUCAAAUGUCGCUGUCAGAGUACGAGAAAUAGAUGAUCGAGUUAAUGCGGAUAACUGGAUAGAUUUAAGAUGCAACCUUUUCUCUUCUUAACUUUUCAACUUGUCCCGAUUAAAAUCUAUUUAUUACGUACGAUGCGUGUAAGGGUCUUUUUAAUCUGUUUAUGGCUCAAUGGAUGUUGUUGGGAUGGGGGCAAUCAUAAAUUUAGUCAGUUUUGAAAACUUCUGGUAAGAAAAUGAAGCAGGUAUGAACAUUUUAGGAAGUUCUAGUUGUUAGGCUAUGGAAAGUAUUUAAAGGGGUGUUAAGUCAUGGCUGAUUUAUUCACUUUCAAUUGAUCUAAUUGCACAGGCCAUUUUAUUUUAUUACUCAUUGACAGAAUUGUUGUACUUACAGAUUUAGUGCUUGAUGUCUUAAAAGUGUUGUUGAUGAUUCACUUUCAACAGUCUGUUCUUCUACUUCAAGAUUUCUUGCACAACUCUCAUUUUUUAGAAGGAAAAUGAUAAAAGCUGCGAAUAGGUAUUAUUACC
Cornus florida is the source of this 1495-nucleotide messenger RNA. RefSeq names its product probable ribonuclease P/MRP protein subunit POP5. The transcript has 6 exons. The coding region runs from base 237 to 701 and encodes 154 amino acids. The record is from RefSeq and is a predicted model, not a curated record. Lineage: Eukaryota; Viridiplantae; Streptophyta; Magnoliopsida; Cornales; Cornaceae. Gene Ontology annotation, biological process: tRNA 5'-leader removal. Gene Ontology annotation, cellular component: ribonuclease P complex.